AUGAUCCUCAAAAAGUCAGGACAUCACCCCACCAAAGAAACAAGAAUAUUCUCAAGCCGCAAUAAUCAACGCAACCCAAUCACCAUCGAGACCCACCAGCGUGCCCUGCAAAGUACCUGGUCUGGUAUUGAGACCAAGCCCUCGGUCAUCAAGUUUACCAAAGACACUCCUCGUGUUGUGCAUCAAGCUUUGAGCCUCGCCCAGUGUCACUUCAAGAGUCUACAGAUUGAGAAGGCUUCGACCGUAUACCAGAACGCUUUCAAAUCCGUCUUCUCUUCGGUAUCUGCCAAGGACGAGCUGGUCAUGACCGCGACGCAGGAGCUCGUGUCGUUCUACGAAACGACCUACCAGUUUACGAAGGGCGACCGGGCCACCAAGUACCACCAGGUGGAGGAGGCCGAGACGGCUUAUUACCAGAUAUUUAUGGCCUUGAGCAAGAAGGAAACACUGGAAUCUCGAGCACGUUGGAAGAAGGCCCAGCAGGUGUACGAGGUCCUGUGGAAGACCUUUGUGCAGCACGGCCAGGACGGGUCCGUGGAUAGUCAGGAGAUCGAGGCUAUCUACUCACAAUACUCGGCCCUCCUGGAGCACAAGGCCAAGGCCGACAUAAGCGUAAUCCACGACCGGGCUGCCAGCUACCACGAAGUCUGUGUGCGAGUGUAUGGUGCCUCGCAUGUCACCACCUACAAGGCCACGAUGAGACUGGCGGAGAUCAGAUACUUAAGCGAGAAAUACAAAGAGGAGUCGCUGAGUCUGUACGAGGCGGUGUUGAAAAUGAACGAGAAGUUCUCCUCGUCUGUUUUGACGCGCGAGGUUGUUAAGAGCAGUACGACCACAACUACAUCGACUACCAGCGUCAUCAAGCAGCAUCUUGCUAAGCUGUAUUCCAGCAACAGUAAGACGGUUACCAAGUAUCUCUCCUGUUACCAAGAAGACUACCAGAGUUUGGUCAAGCAGGAGGGCAUCGCAUCCCAGACCACCCUCUCGGCGCUGCAGGAGCUGGUGCACUCGUAUCACAAACAGAACACGGCAUCUUCAACAACCGAGGCUGUGCAAACUCUACAGUCGGCCACUGUAUCAGUAUUUGAGAAAGAGACCAACUCUCAGCACCUGCACAAGGCUGCACAGUCACUGGCCCAUCUGUACACCACGCUAGGCCAGUCGGACAUUGCCUGGACUUUGAUGCAGUCUCUGCGGAUCCGGCUAAUCCGCGAGACACCUGGCAGCCAGAAGGAAUCAGCACUUUCGCGCAAGGUGACCGUGUUUAUUGUGGCCUUCGAGGAGAAUUUGUACCAGAAACGGACGUAUACGUCGAUCAUGACGGAGCUCGUCUCCGAAAUCAACCUGUACGUGUCGUUCUAUGGAGCCAAGGAGAAAAGGGGGUUUUUCGCGAUCUUCGUCAGCGGUGUCCGUCUGCUCAACUUCCAGCGCACGCGCAACGCCACCGAAGAAAUCUGUCUCGCUGAGAUAUCCAAACGUGACUAUGGCGUGCACAUCAUUGGCAAGACUGUUCGGACUGUGCACCAAGAGGUUGAGCAGGGCCAUUUCGCCGAGGCCUAUGAGCUUGCUAGUAUCCUACACAGGUUUAUUCAGCAUGUUGAUGGCUUCCGCACACACAUCAAUACCCGGGAAGGCAUCCAGCUCGCCAAAUAUUUGCUUGGUCAUGGUAUCAAGAAGUCGCCUGAUGCUAAGCUGGCGAAGGCAAUGUCGGAACUGUUGCGCGCGGUGCUGCAGGAUAUUCUGUAUGUGUACCGGGUCACCGGCGUCCGGUUCACGGACCUGGACGUGAACGAUGUCAGCGAAGUGACGUUGCUGCUGGGCGAGCAGAAGAACUUUGAGGAUCUGGAGCUUGUUCUCACAGACCUCUGGUCCUCCCGUAUCGUUCAAAAGACCUGGUCUUCCGACACAAUCAUCUGGAUUAGGCGACGCCUUGUGGAAGUGCGCUUCUCCUGUGGCCGCAAGGAGCAAGCCAUCCGGCUGUGCAGCGACCUUUGCUACAACAUCGGGCGCGUGUGGGGAUCCUUCGAUCGGAUUGCACUGGAGCUGACCGCGCUGUUGUCGGAACUGUACACGGUGACGGGCAACUACACAAGCGCAAUGGCAGUGCAUGAGAAAGCACUGCGUCAGCUAGCCCACGCGCACGAUGGCAUCUCGUCGGCCGAGAUGGGGUCAAUCGCCGUGCAGCACACGGAGCUGCUAAAGCGUGCCUUCCAGCGCAACGGCGGCCGGGCUAAGGCGCCGCAUGUGUACUAG
This is a messenger RNA of Penicillium alfredii, 2253 nucleotides long. RefSeq lists its product as uncharacterized. NCBI's taxonomy places the organism in Eukaryota, Fungi, Ascomycota, Eurotiomycetes, Eurotiales, Aspergillaceae. The coding region runs from base 1 to 2253 and encodes 750 amino acids. The record is from RefSeq and is a predicted model, not a curated record. The transcript has 5 exons.